This is a messenger RNA of Metarhizium brunneum ARSEF 3297, 447 nucleotides long. It is a transcript of the gene qcr6, whose product is annotated as Cytochrome b-c1 complex subunit 6. NCBI's taxonomy places the organism in Eukaryota, Fungi, Ascomycota, Sordariomycetes, Hypocreales, Clavicipitaceae. Gene Ontology annotation, biological process: mitochondrial electron transport, ubiquinol to cytochrome c. The record is from RefSeq and is a predicted model, not a curated record.
AUGGGUAUCUGGGACGCCCUUUCCGAGAUUGUCGAGGCCGUUACGCCAUGGAGCGUUGUUGAGGCCGAGGCCCCUGCCGAGGAGCCCAAGGAGGAGCAGGCCGCCGAGGACGAGUCAAAGGACGAAGAGACCUCGGAAGAGGCUACUGAGGAAGCUACCGAGGCCGCCGAGGACGCCGAGGAGGGCGAGGAGGAGGAGGAGGAGGAGGAAGAAGAAGAAGAAGAGGAUGAGGAAGAGAUUGUCGACCCCAAGGAGACUCUUGAGGAAGAAUGCAAAAAUUCUGCUCAGUGUGCCCCUGCCAAGCACCACUUCGACGAGUGUGUCGAGCGUGUUCAGCAACAGGAGAGCGAGGGCGAAGCCAAGGAGGAUUGCGUCGAGGAGUUCUUCCACCUUGCCCACUGCGCCACCGCCUGCGCCGCUCCCAAGCUAUGGUCUAAGCUCCGAUAA